Cololabis saira (Pacific saury) is the source of this 2420-nucleotide messenger RNA. RefSeq names its product gamma-aminobutyric acid type A receptor subunit alpha2a (gene gabra2a). Gene Ontology annotation, biological process: synaptic transmission, GABAergic; nervous system process; signal transduction. Bases 378 to 1724 code for a protein of 448 amino acids. Gene Ontology annotation, cellular component: neuron projection; postsynapse; dendrite membrane. The transcript is spliced from 9 exons. Gene Ontology annotation, molecular function: GABA-A receptor activity; transmitter-gated monoatomic ion channel activity involved in regulation of postsynaptic membrane potential; GABA-gated chloride ion channel activity. The record is from RefSeq and is a predicted model, not a curated record. Lineage: Eukaryota; Metazoa; Chordata; Actinopteri; Beloniformes; Belonidae.
CCUGACACGUGGACGCAGCCGCGGGAGACGCGGAUCCGGUUCUGGGUCCAGGUCCAGGUCCAGGUCCAGGUCCAGGUCCAGGUCCAGGUCCAGGUCCAGGUCCAGGUCCAGGUCCAGGUCCAGCAUCCUGCCACGAGCGCGGAUCUGCGCGUGCACGCCCGGACCGGUCCGUCUCCCCGGCAACAGCGGGACUGGACACCUGUCGGAUCAGGUGCGCGGCGGAUGCUGCAGCUGGUGGUUCGGGGUUUGGAGUGGGUUUUAGAAGGUGCGCGUGGACGUGGACGUGGACGUGGACACCCAUGAGAGUCACAGCAACAGCUGGACGUGAAGACGCGCUUCCACUCGCGCUCUGAAGGAUUUAUUCUCAGGAUCCAGAGAUGAUGAGGGGAGUCUGGAGAGCGCGUCUCUGCGCGCUGCUCUGCUGCGCCGCGGUUUGGAACCCGAGGUCCGAUGCUAAUUCCACACGCAACUCCAAGGACAUCGCGACCUUCACCAGGAUCCUGGACAGUCUGCUGGACGGCUACGACAACCGGCUGAGACCCGGACUGGGAGACCGAGUGACGGAGGUGAAGACGGACAUCUACGUGACCAGCUUUGGACCCGUGUCCGACACCGAUAUGGAGUACACGGUGGACGUAUUCUUCCGGCAGAGCUGGAAGGACGAGCGUCUGAAGUUCCACGGGCCCAUGAACAUCCUGCCGCUCAACAACCUGAUGGCCAGCAAGAUCUGGACGCCCGACACUUUCUUCCACAACGGCAAGAAGUCGGUGGCCCACAACAUGACCAUGCCCAACAAGCUGCUGCGCAUCAUGGAGGACGGCACGCUGCUCUACACCAUGAGGUUGACGGUUCAAGCUGAGUGUCCAAUGCACCUGGAGGAUUUCCCCAUGGACUCCCACUCUUGUCCCCUCAAGUUCGGCAGCUACGCCUACACCAAGACGGAGGUCACCUACAUCUGGACCAGGAACGCGUCCCAGUCGGUGGACGUGGCGGCCGACGGAUCCAGACUGAACCAGUACGACCUGGUGGGCCAGACGGUCGGCAAGGAGACCAUCCGGUCCAGCACCGGUGAAUACACCGUCAUGACGGCUCACUUCCACCUGAAGAGGAAGAUCGGCUACUUCGUGAUCCAGACGUAUCUUCCCUGCAUCAUGACCGUCAUCCUGUCCCAGGUUUCCUUUUGGCUCAACCGGGAGUCGGUUCCCGCCAGAACCGUGUUCGGCGUGACGACCGUCCUCACCAUGACGACGCUGAGCAUCAGCGCCCGGAACUCUCUGCCCAAAGUGGCCUACGCCACGGCCAUGGACUGGUUCAUCGCCGUCUGCUACGCCUUCGUCUUCUCCGCCCUCAUCGAGUUCGCCACCGUCAACUACUUCACCAAGCGGGGCUGGGCCUGGGACGGCAAGAGCAUCGUCAACGAGAAGAAAAAGGAGGCGGCCGUCAUGAAGAAGAACAACGCCUACGCCGUGGCCGUGGCCAACUACGCCCCCAACAUCAACAAAGACUCCACGCUGCCCACCGUGUCCAAGUGUUCCCUCAACGACGCCCACAAGACCUCGGGGGACGCCAAGCCCGAGCAGAACAAGAAAACCUUCAACAGCGUCAGCAAGAUCGACCGCAUCUCCCGCAUCAUGUUCCCCGUCCUGUUCAGCAGCUUCAACCUGGUCUACUGGGCCACGUACCUGAACCGGGAACCCGUCAUCAAGGACAUGGACCCCAACUAGACCACAUGGGGGAUCCAGGAACCCGUCAUCAAAGACCUGGACCCCAAUUAGACCACAGGGGGGUCCGGGCCCCCUGGUGUUUGUCUGUUAGUGUGCGUGAACGGAGACGGUCCCUCCUCUAAAACACUGCUGCGGUCGGUUCCAGGUAAACGUUUGUCCAGGUAGACGUUUGUCCGGGUGGACGUUUAUGAAGGUAAAAGUUUGUCCAAGUAGACUUUUUGUUCAGGUGGACAUUUGUCCUGAUAAAUGUUUGUCCGGGUAGACGUUUAUCCAGAUAAAUGUUUGUCCAAGUGGAUGUUUUUCCGUGUGGACGUUUUUCCAGGUGGACGUUUAUCCAGAUAAACAUUUGUCCAAAUAAACGUUUGUCCUGGUGGACAUCUGAUGGUUCUGGCGUCCUGGUAAUCACAACCAGAACGCCGUCCUGCACUAACUUGCUGAUGUUGCGUCCCCCUCAGGUUUGGUGUCCAUCGUCCCCGAAACCUGUUCCCCUUAGCAACCGUGGCGGGAAACACGCUAACGUCAUUUCGAGUAAACGUAGCUACAAUCAGGUUUAUAAUCGCGACUUUUCAGCCGGCAGCACCCGCCCACCAGGGACUAAGCCCCGCCCAUCAGGGAAUAAGCCUCUAACACCCUGUAAUGUAAUAAUUUCCUGAAAAUAUAAUAAACUUUGCACUUAACUCAAUCGAAAAUGUAAUA